GAGCCCUAAUUCAAUCUUAAUCGUCGAUAGGGAGUGAGGGAAAAGGGGGAAAAAUGGUGUGCAUAAGGAAGGCGACGGUGAAGGAUCUUCUGGCGAUGCAGGCUUGCAACCUGUUCUGCCUACCCGAGAACUACCAGAUGAAAUACUAUCUCUACCAUAUCCUCUCCUGGCCUCAGCUCCUCUACGUCGCCGAAGACUACAACGGUCGCAUCGUCGGCUACGUCCUCGCCAAGAUGGAAGAAGAGACCACCGACUGCCACGGCCACAUCACCUCCCUCGCCGUCCUCCGCACCCACCGCAAACUCGGUCUCGCCACCAAACUCAUGACCGCCGCCCAGAACGCCAUGGAACAGGUGUUUGGUGCCGAGUAUGUGUCCCUGCACGUGCGCAAGAGCAACCGUGCGGCCUUCAAUUUGUACACAGAGACCUUGGGGUACAAGAUUCAUGAUGUGGAGGCUAAGUAUUAUGCGGACGGAGAAGAUGCUUAUGACAUGAGGAAGGAGCUUAAAGGGAAGCAGCACUACCACCAUCAUCAUCACCACCAUCACCACCACCACCAUGAGCAUGGUGGUGGGUGUUGUGGUGGGGAGGUCAAGGGAAAUGCUAAAGCCAAUUGAUUGAGUGGUUAACGAGUCUUGGAAAGAAAUGAAAUGAGAAUUUUAGUUUUAAAGUGGUUGAAUCGUGUUGUGCAAACUUGAUGUAGAUUUAUCGGGCUGUGUUAGUUCAAUUUUAAGAAAAUUUUUUCUUUACUGGCUUGGUGAAUAUAGACACUCUUUCGGCUUCAUGAUGCUUGGAUUGAUAACAAGAUUGUUGCCUUUCGCUAUCUUUGUUGUUUUAUCAUGAGAAUUUAUUUUAUUUUCAGUUGAAGAUUUUCUGUGUGGAGAGUAGUUAGUUGCAGGCAUUGUGGAUUGGUGUCACGCCAUGUGGAGCGAUAUCUAUCUUCUAGUGGGGCUUCAUUUUUGUUGCACUAUGGUUCUAGCAUAGUUGCAGCUGUUGUGGUCACGACUGUCUACAGUUUUGCUGGGAAAGAGGCAUCUUUUAUACCAUUGUUAUCAUUGUAAUAUUGUGUUCAAAACCUUUCUGUUUUAGCUUUCACUGGAUUAGUGUUGGCGUUUCGCACACCGUAGGAAGUUUAUGUUGCAAUUCAUUUUAUUUUAUUUUACUUUAUUUUUGUUUGUUUUUCUUUUCUUCAGAGCUAGUUCUGAGUUUUCGUGCUUGGACUGGUGGAGAAUACUUAAAUUUUUAUAGUCAGAGUUUAACUUUGAUGUGUUUUAGCUAAA
This is a messenger RNA of Vigna radiata var. radiata (mung bean), 1280 nucleotides long. Its product is annotated as N-terminal acetyltransferase A complex catalytic subunit NAA10-like. Gene Ontology annotation, biological process: N-terminal peptidyl-glutamic acid acetylation. Gene Ontology annotation, cellular component: NatA complex. The record is from RefSeq and is a predicted model, not a curated record. The transcript is spliced from 2 exons. NCBI's taxonomy places the organism in Eukaryota, Viridiplantae, Streptophyta, Magnoliopsida, Fabales, Fabaceae. Bases 54 to 617 code for a protein of 187 amino acids. Gene Ontology annotation, molecular function: protein N-terminal-serine acetyltransferase activity; protein-N-terminal-glutamate acetyltransferase activity.